Molecule: messenger RNA, 429 nt
Organism: Rangifer tarandus platyrhynchus (Svalbard reindeer)
Lineage: Eukaryota; Metazoa; Chordata; Mammalia; Artiodactyla; Cervidae
Source: the annotation of a GenBank genome assembly
AUGGCUGACGGUGGGUGCGGCGGGGGCACCAGCGCGGUGGGUGGUGGUGGCUCGGACCGGCCUCGGCGGGGGCGGCGGCUGGCUGCGGGGGUGGGCCGGCUCGGCAACCCGCAGCUCAUCGCGCUCAUCGCGGAGCAACUCAAGAGCCGGGGUCUCUUUGACAGCUUCCGCAGGGACUGCCUGGCCGACGUGGACACCAAGCCAGCUUACCAAAACCUGAGGCAAAAAGUGGAUAAUUUUGUGUCAACACAUCUGGACAAGCAGGAAUGGAAUCCCACGAUGAACAAAAACCAAUUGCGAAAUGGUCUGAGGCAGAGUAUAGUUCUAGUCAGGGAUGUUGGAAGCUGGAGUGGACAGAAUUAUUUCCCAGGUGGUGGAUCCCAAACUGAACCACAUCUUCAGACCACAGAUAGAACGAGCAAUUCAUGA